This is a messenger RNA of Exophiala mesophila, 2599 nucleotides long. RefSeq names its product glucose-6-phosphate isomerase. The record is from RefSeq and is a predicted model, not a curated record. Gene Ontology annotation, molecular function: carbohydrate derivative binding; monosaccharide binding; glucose-6-phosphate isomerase activity. The coding region runs from base 512 to 2170 and encodes 552 amino acids. Gene Ontology annotation, biological process: glycolytic process; glucose 6-phosphate metabolic process; gluconeogenesis. NCBI's taxonomy places the organism in Eukaryota, Fungi, Ascomycota, Eurotiomycetes, Chaetothyriales, Herpotrichiellaceae. The transcript has 3 exons. Gene Ontology annotation, cellular component: cytosol.
CCUACCUACCUACCUACCUCCACAUAGGCCGAGGGGGCCGAGGGGCCUACUUAGGUAGGCAUGGUACCUCACCACCAUAUCACUUCACCAUCGUACCAACUAUAGGUGUUCUCCAGUGCCUGUGUAACAAUUCCCGGAUUCUCUGUGCUCCCCUCCCGCACGCUAUUGACCAGGUCCUCAACCCCCAAACUCCCCCAUAGGCCCAUCUGGUCCAGAGCUCCCUCGCCAACGCCCCUCAUACGUAAUCGGUGAUUCUGCAAUCAUCACCUUACCCCUCCAUCCACAACAACCACCGUUGGUUAAAUUCUUCUCAGCGACCACCUCAGCUCCAGCAAUUUUGGCCUCGAGGUCACCGCAUCUCAGAUCAUCCUCUGUUACUUCUUUUCUUUCCCCAUAAGCUCAUCCUAAUCAUCUGUCUUCUCCUAAUUCAGUACGUUACUUCAGCACCUCUCCCUAAGAUUUUCUGAGAAGCUAGCCUUACCACUUGACCACCUUUCCCAUCCUAUUCACCAUGCCUGACUUCGCCCAAGCCACCGACCUGAAAGCAUGGGCUGCCCUCGUGGAGCAUCACAACACUGUUGGCCGCAACAUUGUGCUCCGAGAGGUCUUUGAGAGUGAUCCCCAGCGUUUCGAAAAGUUCAAGAGAGUCUUCAAGAACUCGGCCGACAACACCGAUAUCCUUUUCGAUUUCUCCAAGAACUUCAUCACCGAAGAAACACUUGACCUACUGGUCAACCUUGCAAAAGAGGCUGGUCUCGAGGAGAAGCGAGACGCUCUCUUCGCCGGUGACAAAGUCAACUUCACCGAACACAGAGCCGUCUACCACCCUGCCCUUCGAAAUGUCACAAACCAGCCCAUGGCCGUCGAUGGCAAGAGUGUCGUUGAGGAAACCAAUUCCGUUCUCGACCACAUGAAAGAAUUCACACAGCAAGUCCGCAGCGGAGAGUGGAAAGGCUACACUGGCAAGAAGCUGACCACGAUCAUCAACAUUGGUAUUGGAGGCUCUGAUCUUGGCCCUGUCAUGGUUUCAGAAGCCCUCAAGGCCUACGGAGACCGAAACAUGACUCUGCAUUUCGUCUCAAACAUUGAUGGCACUCACAUCGUCGAGGCUCUCAAGAACUCCGACCCCGAGACCACUCUCUUCCUCAUUGCCUCCAAGACCUUCACCACCGCUGAGACCAUCACCAAUGCCAACACUGCAAAGAAAUGGUUCCUGCAGUCCGCAAAGCAAGAAGAUAUUGCCAAACACUUCGUUGCCUUGUCCACCAACGCCGAAGAAGUUUCCAAAUUCGGAAUCGACACCAAGAACAUGUUUGGCUUCGAAAGCUGGGUCGGAGGUCGAUAUUCCGUUUGGUCCGCCAUCGGUCUGUCUGUUGCCCUCUACAUCGGUUAUGACAACUUCCACCAAUUCCUUGCUGGCGCUCACGCCGUCGAUGACCACUUCAAGAAGACACCUCUCAAGGACAACAUUCCAGUCAUUGGCGGUCUUCUCAGCAUCUGGUAUUCCGACUUCUUUGGUGCUCAAACCCAUCUCGUCGCACCCUUUGAUCAAUACCUUCACCGCUUCCCCGCAUAUCUGCAGCAGCUUACCAUGGAGUCCAAUGGCAAGGCCGUCACCCGCACCGGUGAUUACGUCAAGUACACCACCGGCGCCAUCUUCUUUGGCGAACCUGCCACCAAUGCCCAACAUUCCUUCUUCCAGCUGCUUCAUCAAGGCACCAAGCUGAUCCCCACCGACUUCAUCCUGGCUGUCAAAUCCCAUAAUCCCGUCGAGAACAACCUGCACCAGAUCUUGUUGGCAUCCAAUUUCUUUGCCCAGGCCGAGGCUCUGGCAAUUGGCAAGACUCCUGACGAAGUCAAGGCCGAGGGUGCCCCAGAUGAGCUCGUGGCCCACAAGACCUUCCUAGGCAACCGACCUACCACCAACAUUCUGGCUGAUCAGAUCACCCCCGCCACUCUCGGCGCUCUCAUCGCAUACUACGAAUGGUUGGUUUUCACCGAAGGUGUCGUCUGGAACAUCAACAGCUUUGAUCAAUGGGGUGUGGAACUCGGAAAGGUCUUGGCCAAGAAGAUCCAGAAAGAAUUGGAGACCGAGGGAGCUGGCAGUGCACAUGAUGCCUCUACUGCUGGCUUGAUCGCGGCCUUCAAAGCCAAGGCCGGUCUGAAAUAGAUCAUGGACCGUCCACGAACUCUUGUUAAACGCCUCGCCUGUCAGAUGGCUUGUACCACAGAACGUCCUGUCUGACCAGGCCCUGGGUGAAAUACCUCGAGGCUUGAUAGGCCCGAAUGAAACAUGACCAAAUCAAGUUGAAAAGCGUAUCAAUCGAUUUUUCUACAAUUAAUAGUUGUGGUGCAUGAUGACAGCAAACCGAGUUUGACGUGCGGGACGGAUCUUCAUUUGGUGUAGACCAUGAUCUAUUUACAUCUGGAAUCCUUUCGUAUCCCAUCGUCUUAUCUGAUCAACCCGUCUGUAGACUUCAAUUGUAUUGAUACUCCGAGCCAGUCGAAGCCCCUACCCAAUUCAAAUCUACACAAAUAUAUGGACAAAUAUGUAUGUGAAUAGCUCUUCCAUUCCUCACCCAAGCCUCAAUCCUCCACC